UGUAUUUCAUUAUGAUUUUCGACUGUUUAAACAUAUCUGAUGUUGUCCAAUCAUAAAGCAUUCGUUUCUGUCACUUUCGAGUUGUGAAAGAGCAAUGGGCUAUCGUUCCUGCUUCGGGUGAAACAGUUCCUGUUUGUGUAUUGUGCAGCUCUGGCAACAAGACAAUGCUGCUGAUAAAUGGCGCUUUAUCGAAUUCUGAGAAAACAACUUUCAAGAGCUUAAUUUUCAAAUCAGAUUGGUACAGGAAAUCUAAAAUCGGACCCACAAGAAACGAAACGUAAAAUGUCAUUCGAGUCAGGAAAAUUCGUCGGCACCGUUCCCGGCAGGAAUCAAUUGACGGAAUGAAUGCAUCACCCGCUUGAAGUCUUGAAGGCGAAGUCAGCGAUUUACUAGAGCCAAACCUCAAAAUGUUGAAAGCGAGAGGAAUGUUUUCACGCUUAAUUUCCUCCGAUAGUUCGAACGUAGAAGAGGAAGAACACGACUCAGCUUUUACUGAAGAAGCUGUGCAAUCCCGCGAGCUCAAAGAAAAACGAACUGCUUUUCGUUCGUCCAGAAGCAAAUCGGAAAGCAGUGCUGUGUCUGGCGAUUCCGCUGCAAGAUAUAUUUCGUGGGAGAAUGUGUCAUUCUUAGGACACGAGUUGAGGAAAACGGUUCGGAAAGGGUUUCACUGGUUGGCAUACACUUCGCCAGAUAGCGAAAUGUCGUCAAAAGUUAAAAGACAAGCCCCUCAAGGGACCAAGGAGUAUCUGGUUGAUAACAAUGAUACGCUGGCAAAGAUUGCACUGUCAUUCGACACCACUCCUUCUGAGCUGACUCGUAUCAACAAACUUUCCUCUCAUAUGCUUUUCCCAGGCCAGGAGAAUGGUUCAUCUUACAGUGGAGAGCAUGAGACCGUCAAACUCACUAAAGACGUGUCCUGGGAAGAAGAAGAAGAAGAAGUCACAGAGCAUUAUCUGAAGAUUUAUGCAAAAUACAUCACCGAUGGCCAGGGUAUCACAAAUGGAGUUCUUCUCAUAACACCUCACUCUGUCAUGUUCAAGCCGAAUGUGUCUGACCCACUUGUAAUGGACAGAGGACUGGAUACAUAUUGUGUAGACACACUCAUGACAUCUGUCACCAGUGCUGCCAUGUACACAGACAUUGCUGCCAUGGCAAUUCAUGACCCCCUUAAACCUGGAAAGUUCUACUUAGAUGCUGGCACAGCUGAAUCACUUAGUCGUCAAAAUAGUAUUGACAUAGACACCGCGCCUCCUACAAUAUGUAAAAGUUGCGGUAAAGUUUGUACAAAUCUGGAAGAGGACACGGACCCAUUGUCACAAGUUGACUUGUCACACUGUUGUGUGUGCAAUAUUUCAAACUUUUUCCCCGUAUCAACGGAUGAGGAUGUGAAAAUUGUUGUUCGGCAAAUUCUCGAAAGUAUUGUUACUCAAGUAGAUGAUUUGGGAAAUAGUCACGUGCCAGAAAAGACAGGAAAAUCGGUGGGAACUCCAUUGGUUCUUCAAGGAAGUCUUGCAGGAGGAGAUAUGCACUCGGUGUCACCUGCAUCGGAGGAUUCUGGCAUAGGGUGUUCUUUGGGUCAUGCGGAUGAAUCCAAGGCAGAAGAACCAGAAUUGGCAGAUCACACAGCUCACCAAGGACCACGUGACCAGUUGAAAGAUUCUGGUGCUGUACAGAGUUCAGUCAGCAGCAACGGGGCUGGACCUGAUGAAAAUAAACCAGACGAGGAACAUUUGAGAAAUUCUGCAGCAAGUGUUGAUGGGCAACUUGAACAUUCACACUCCUCGUCGUUGUUCGCUGCUUUUAGCAGUAAUGUAAGGUACUGGCUUGGACAAGAAAAUCACGAAACAAACGAGAGGCAAGGUAGCGAGAGCGAUGAAGAUGUCAUUGUGCCUAAACCUGCCGCCACUUCCAACCAUCAACCUCUCUAUCUGUGUUUGAGGAUCAGUAAGAAGCAUUGGUGUCGGCAACAGAGCAUGUUCGGUUCGUUUCCUCGACAAGGAGAACAGCUUCAAGACAGAGACAAGAAACGAAGGGAAUACUGGUUCGCCAUUCCACCAUCAAGGACAGAGCAAGUGUACAGUUUCUUUCAACAGUGGUGCCCUAACAUCCAUAAUGCAACAGACGAAGAAAGCGAAGAUGACGAAACAACUUCGCCAACGUGCAUCGCAACGGAGGAAGAGGGAUUAAAUUUAGUGGAAUCAUUUUAUUCUAACAGUCCGCCGUCUCAUUCGCGUGCCAAAUUGUCAAGAGCACUCAGCGACAGCGAGGUUCCCAAAGUCAAGAAAGGUUUUCGAAGAUUUGUAUCCAAACCUGGCAAAGCUGCCAAAGUGAUGUCAAGUCCCAAAUCACCAACUUCUCUCCUUUUUGAGGACGUUUUACCGGAUAUGGACUGCAAAUCAGAAAUGCUCAACGAAGAGCAUUUGAGGAAAUUGAACAGCACGCUCCCCUCAAGGACCAUUGGGCAUUGCUGGGCGUUGGUGUACAGUACGUUUGAACAUGGCUUCUCCCUCAAGACACUGUACCGUAAGAUGGAGUGUUACGACACACCAGUGCUACUUGUGGUUAUGGAUGAUGCACAGCAUAUUUUUGGUUCGCUUUGCUCUUGUCCUCUGAAAGUUAGUGAAGGAUUUUAUGGUACAGGGGAGUCUUUCCUGUACAAGUUUGAAAAGAAUUCACUGAAGGUAUUUGGUUGGACCGGGGAAAACAAUUUCUUCAUCAAAGGGUCAAAGGACAGUCUGGCUAUUGGCAGUGGAGGUGGAAACUUUGGUCUGUGGUUAGAUGAAGACCUCUAUCACGGUCGCAGUCACCCCUGCACGACGUACAACAACACACAGCUUUCCUGGAAAGAAGACUUUCUCUGUAGUGGACUGGAAGCCUGGACGUUCGUGUGAUUUCUCGCCUGUUUUCCUUCAUACAGCACCAAUCUACUAUGGUCUUUCCUUGCCUUUGUGGAGUUGUGGGAAUCAGUGAUAAGGCCUUUCAAACCCUUACCCGUAACCUUUAUUAACGCUUUAACUCUCAUGAGUGACCAAGACAGAAUUUCUCCUUACAAUAUCAAUCAGAUUUCUUGUCUGAUUUCAAACAGACAAGUGAUGAGAAUAAAGAAAAAUAUCAGGAAGGGGACUACAUGGAUAAGUUGAUCUAAUACCAGGUUCUCCAAACUGACAUCAUAAGAAUCGUAGGGAGAAUUUCAAAUGAAUUCUUGGGAAUGAAAGUGUUAACGCAGAUUUAAGAUCUGCGGGUCUGAAAGCGAAACAUCAUAAAUGCACUGAAGGAGUUUAUUGGUUGUCAAAGUGAAGGUCUGUGAUAUUUGGAGAUGAGUUUAACUGAUAAAUUUUGCCGAGGAUGUUAUUCAUUUGCAGCAAACCUUUGAAAGGUUGGGCCUCGCACCAAGUUUUCUGGGACAGACUUGUUGAGGACAAUACAGCGGUCACACGUCUGCGCGUGCGCAAUUAUUGUAGUGGCUAGGUAGCGUGCUUUCUUGUAGCCUCACAGGACUUGGAAAAAAAAAAAAAAAAAAAAAAAAAAAACCUUUACAAGCCAGAACGUAACGGUGUCGUAUACGGGUGUAUUGUUUUUGAUAAAGCUCAAAACAAAACGAUGAAUUGACAGUAACUCGUCACUGAACUAGCUUUGUAUGCGAGAUGUCUUAAGUUUUCCUCACCCUAACCUUAUUUUGCCCUUUUCUAAUCUCUUUGAAAAUUAAAUUUUUUUUUUUCGCAAAGCUACGUCGGAUUUCUUCUUAACUUGUCCUUUUAGAUUUGCGCGGGAAAAUGGCGCGGGGCUGGCAAAAAUUGAUCCGUUCGCACAUGCCCAACGCUUGACCGCUGUAAUGUUGUUGACGGAUCUACGACAGUUCGAGAGAAGCUUAUUUAGUUAUCAACUUUUUACACGUUUCGGGUUACGGACUUGUUACUUCCUCGUUCGAGCUUGCGAGUGAGUUCUAAGAACCUCAUUGGCAUAAACGUAAGGUACGUAGGUGUCUUUUUUUGUUCCGAAAUCGUUGGGGAUUUGUGUUUGUACACCGCGGGUUAGUCGUAUACUUCUUGCUCGACGAUCAAACAUCAAUUCAGCUACGUUAUUGUUGUAGCAUCGUUAGAAAAAAACAGUUAUACUAACCCUUUGUAAUCCUUUUCUUGGUUUGUUAUUAAGUCAUUCCUGUUUCUUUAUCGUGACGAUGUGAUAUUUUCUAUUUUCCUUAAAAUUGAGGUAGUGCUACAUUUACCAAUGGGAAAAGGCCAGGAAUUGUCCACAGUCAACGAAUUGAGCGACGCACAAAUAAACUCGCCAGGCUUGUGUCACUCAUGUUGCGAGCCUUGCCGGGCAUGUCUUGAUCACGUGCUAGCGUAACCUCUUCGUUUCUGAAGUAGAUUCCUUUUAAUGCUUGUAAAUACACAGAAAAAAAAAGCAGAUGGUGUUUACCGAUAGCGUUUCCUUUAAACUUUAAGACGAAGUGUUAACUUAUUAAAAGAGAAUAUGAAGCGAAAAAGAUAUGUAAUUUUAGAAUUAAAAUAAACAAACAUUGUUAUU
Messenger RNA from Stylophora pistillata, 4530 nucleotides. RefSeq names its product oxidation resistance protein 1B. Gene Ontology annotation, cellular component: nucleus. Gene Ontology annotation, biological process: response to oxidative stress. The record is from RefSeq and is a predicted model, not a curated record. Lineage: Eukaryota; Metazoa; Cnidaria; Anthozoa; Scleractinia; Pocilloporidae.